AUGGGUGAAGAUGGCCCCUCGUCCUGGAGCCUGGUCCGCAGCUCUGGCCUUGCCCGCCCCAACGGGCUAUGGGAUGAGCACAUCCAGGCCAAGAGGGCCAGAGUAGAGACCAUCGUCCAAGGCAUGUGUCUCUCACCCCAGCCUCUGGUGCCAGGAGAUGCCCGCCGAGCCAGGGGUGGCCCAGGCUUCCUUGAGAAGGCCCGGGCACACAGGAGGAAGCAGAACGUCCCAGCACACCAAGGGCCGUUAAGGUCAGGCGCUGCCCGGAAGGUGGGCCCCCGCGCGGCGGAACAGCUGGGACACUUGCAGCAGUGCACAGGACAGGUUGUGGGGCCUCAGCGUCCAGCGGACUCCAACAAGGCUAAGGGCCCUGGGAGUGGACAGCAGCAGCCCGCCUGCUGCAGACCGGGUCCCUGGAGCAUGGACGGCGACCAUGGCUAUGGCGCCAGCAGGAACCGGUCAAGGGUGGAAAAGGCCAGAGCGGCUGUGGUCCAGUGCCUGUCGGAGCCCAGCUUCCCUCCCCCUGGGACUCAGGCUUUGCUGGAGAGACUGCGGGAAGAGCUGCCCGGGGCUGUGUCCCAAGCUGUGGAUGCGGUCUUGCAGAAGAUCCUGCUGGACCCACUACGCCUGCCGGCUCAGUGGGACAGAAACUUCCAGGUGCUAGUGCCGAGGGGCAGGAGGGAGCUCUCCCCUCCUGGCACAGAUGUCCAUCCAGAGUCACUUGCUUUGGCCGCCUUGCCCAGGAGGGUGCAGCUGCAAGCUGGGGUUCCUUGGGGAGACUGGCCGAUGGCCAAGCCUCUGGAGUCCCCUCGCCACCCUGGCUCUCCAAGCAGCACCCCCAUGCCCUAUCAGGCUCCCCCGGCAGAGUGCCCCUUGGCUGGGCCUUCCUACAUCCAGGAGAGUCAGCUUCUGGGCCGCUGGGGCGGCAGUGUACGCCAGCCCUCGCCUCUUCUAAGCCACCAAUGCUCGGAGUCAGUGCCUGCACCCUGGGAAGCCGCUCGGCCAACGUCGUCGGUGCCGAACCAGCAGCAGCGCCCCCUGCCGGCCUCCGCCACCGGCCUGGGGCGCUUCCCCUUCCUCCCCAAGGUGAGGAUGGAGCCGCAGCGCCACCUGCCGGCCGUCACCGAGACACCGGCCUUCGCUCCUGUUCACUAAAUCCAGGAGAGCCUCACUCCAGGUCACUUGAAGAAGGCCAAGCUGAUGUUUUUCUUCACACGGUACCCCAGCUCCAACCUCCUGAAGGCCUGUUUCCCUGAUGUGCAGUUCAAUCGCUGCAUCACCUCCCAGAUGAUCAAGUGGUUCAGCAACUUCCGUGAGUUUUAUUAUAUCCAAAUGGAAAAAUCUGCCCGGCAAGCAAUUUCGGAUGGCAUCACAAAUCCCAAGAUGCUGGUGGUUCUCCGUGAUUCAGAACUUUUCCGAGCUCUCAACACGCACUAUAACAAGGGAAAUGACUUCGAGGUACCAGACUGUUUCCUGGAGAUCGCCAGCUUGACCUUCCAGGAGUUCUUCAGGGCUGUCUCCGCGGGGAAGGACACAGAUCCGUCCUGGAAGAAACCCAUUUAUAAAAUUAUUUCCAAACUGGACAGUGACAUCCCAGAUAUAUUCAAGUCUUCCAGCUACCCCCAGGAGCUUCUUCAGAGUUAA
Molecule: messenger RNA, 1644 nt
Organism: Ochotona curzoniae (black-lipped pika)
Lineage: Eukaryota; Metazoa; Chordata; Mammalia; Lagomorpha; Ochotonidae
Gene: PROX2
Product: prospero homeobox 2
Exons: 5
Biological process (GO): regulation of transcription by RNA polymerase II
Cellular component (GO): nucleus
Molecular function (GO): DNA-binding transcription factor activity, RNA polymerase II-specific; RNA polymerase II cis-regulatory region sequence-specific DNA binding
Source: RefSeq, a predicted model, not a curated record